This is a messenger RNA of Astrephomene gubernaculifera, 1677 nucleotides long. NCBI's taxonomy places the organism in Eukaryota, Viridiplantae, Chlorophyta, Chlorophyceae, Chlamydomonadales, Astrephomenaceae. The record is from the annotation of a GenBank genome assembly.
CUGUAUCCAAUUGGCAUUUUGACGUUGCCAUCGGGCAGUCUUUUACGUCGCUCCUGUACCACAAUGAACGUUGCAAAGCUCACGACGGGCCUGCCCCGGCAGUGCUUCAGGACAGCUCCAUGCCGCAUUGUCCGAGGCAUGGUCGCCGCUCGGUCCGUGACGACGGGAGCCGCAGCAUCCAGCACUCCCAGCGGCAGCGGCGACUUUGACUUUGACUUGUUCACCAUUGGAGCGGGCAGCGGUGGAGUGCGUGGCUCGCGGUUCGCCGCAUCUUACGGCGCCAAGGUGGCGGUCUGCGAGCUGCCGUUCGACUACGUCUCCUCCGAGCGGGCGGGCGGUGUGGGCGGCACCUGCGUGCUGCGCGGCUGCGUGCCCAAGAAGCUGAUGGUGUAUGCGGCGCAGUACGCGGAGGAGUUCAAGGCGGCGGAGGGGUUCGGUUGGACCCUUCCUGCGGGUGCCGUACAACACAGCUGGACCUCCUUCAUUGAGGCCAAGCGCAAGGAGCUGCAGCGCCUCAACAACGCCUAUAAGAACACACUGAACAACGCCAAGGUGACGCUCAUCGAGGGACGCGGCAGGCUGGUGGACCCGCACACCGUGGAGGUUGACGGCCGGCGCUACCGCGCGCGAAACAUCCUGAUCGCGGUGGGCGGUCGCGCCAGCCGACUGGACAUCCCCGGAGCUGAGCUGUGCAUCACCAGUGACGAGGCGCUGGAGCUGCAGGAGUGCCCAAAGAAGAUCGCGGUGCUGGGCGGCGGCUACAUCGCAGUGGAGUUCAGCGGAAUCUUCGGGCGGCUGGGCGCGGAGGUGCACACCUGCUACCGGCAGCCGCUGCCGCUGAGGGGAUUUGAUGGGGAGGUUCGCAAGUUCGCGGCGGAUCAGUACACCGCAGCGGGCCUCCACCUGCACCCGGGGGUCACCCCCGUAAAGGUGGUACGGCAGGAUGACGGGCGGUUGACACUAACGGUGCAGCACGGCGGACCCACGGGUCACACGGAGGAGCUGCGGGACCUGGACCAGGUGCUCAUGGCCACGGGUCGCGUCCCCAACACCUCCGGCCUGGGUCUAUCCGAGGCGGGUGUGGCGCUGGGCCCGCGGGGGCAGGUGCGGGUGGACGAGUUCUGUCGUACCGCAGUACCCUCCAUCUGGGCGGUGGGGGACGUCAUCGACCGCAUCCAGCUGACCCCGGUUGCCCUGAUGGAGGGGAUGGCGGUGGCCAAGUCCAUCGCCCUCAACCAGCCCUCCCAGCCCGACUACUGGGCCGUGCCCUCCGCCGUCUUCUCGCACCCCGAGAUCGCAAGUGUGGGUUACACGGAGGAGGCGGCUGCUGAGGUGUACGGCGACCUGGACAUUUACAGCACCUCCUUCCGACCCAUGAAGAACACCAUCAGCGGCAGCCCGCUGAGGACAUUCAUGAAGAUCGUGGUGGACGCGGCGAGCCAGAAGGUGGUGGGCAUGCACAUGGUGGGCGCGGAGGCGGCGGAGAUCAUGCAGGGUUUCGCGGUCGCUGUGAAGCUGGGUGCCACCAAGGCCCAGAUGGACAGUGUGGUGGGGAUCCACCCCAGUGCGGCGGAGGAGUUCGUGACCAUGCGCUCGGUAACUCGCAAGGUGCGCAAGCCUGAGCCCGCUGCCGCCUCGUGAGAAAGUGGGGAGGUCUGGGAAUGUGGGACAGGAGGG